Nylanderia fulva is the source of this 1812-nucleotide messenger RNA. RefSeq names its product F-box only protein 21-like. The record is from RefSeq and is a predicted model, not a curated record. Gene Ontology annotation, molecular function: DNA binding. Lineage: Eukaryota; Metazoa; Arthropoda; Insecta; Hymenoptera; Formicidae.
GAAUAUUUUUACGAUCAUAUUAAAUUGCAUUUUUAUGUGUGUGCUUUUCUGAAGUGCUCUUCUAUAAUGGCUACGAUAAAGGAUUUACCUACAGAAUUGAUAGACAUCAUUCUUGGCAAUGACAUCAGUAUUGAAGAUGUUAUUAAUUUUAAAUCAACAUGCAGACAAUUUUGGUUGGCACCACCAUACAAAAAGGAUUGGGAAAAAAAGUUUUCGAAGAGAUGGCCUUCUGCGAAAAAACUUCAUGAUAAGAAAUCCAAGGAAAAGCAAGAAUCUGCAAGGAAUGAAAAGAAUAAUGAAGAAAGUUUAAGCUUUAUAGAAGCAGGAACUAAUUGUGUAAAACAAUUACGAAAUGUCGUGUCCAAAUUAAUAAAUAACUGUAAUGAUAGUUAUUUGAUUGAUAAUUUCACAAGUUUUGAGCACGUAUUUCAUUUGAAAGAUAAACAUUUGAAUGACAUGAUUACCAAGCCUGAGAAUUUCAUGACUAGUUCUUUCUUCGUGGAUGAGAUGAAACAUAUGCUUACGCAAUCUCUACGGAGACCUGAUUGCGAUCUGACGAAAAGAUAUUGCAUUAAAAACAUGUUUUGCUAUCUGAGACAACAUUCGACGAGAGAAAAGUGGGAAAUAUUUAAAAAACAACCUCAGAGAGAGCAGCUUUUAGAACGGUGCGCUACUAUUUUUGCCCAAUGGCUUCAACCAGAAAAGGAUAUUUUUUUCUCGAAGGUGAAAACAUCACUAAAUAAUGUAACACAAGGAGCGCUGAAAUGUCUCGCGGAAAAGCAUCCUGAUCAUCCCAUAUUUUUGACAUCCUCUGAGAUUUUUUCCUAUUGGGAAAAUAACAAUAUCGACAAUAAUUAUUGGAACGAAACGGAAGGAACUAAGAUUAUGGAUACACUCCAAGAAUAUAUAUUUGACAAAUUACAUUUUCUACCAAACAAAUCGAAAGACUCUAAAUUGGAAUACAUAUGUAUAGAUAAUGUCCUGGAAAAUAAAUAUGGUCAAAAAAUUAUUUUAUCGAUAAUAUAUCAUAGCGUCGCUAGGAGACUUGGUUUGCGUUGCGACGUAAUUAAAUUGUCUACAUAUACCUUUGAUACUCUUAUCUGUAUAUUUUGGAAACCAAAUUAUACUACUAUUGGCUUAGAAAAUGCAAGAUGUUUCAAUAUAAUAUCUGCCAAAUUUCCGGAUUGUAUUGACAAUAAAUUGUCAUUAUGCAGAAAGUUGUAUCCAGCACACGAAUCCAUUUUAACUAUUCCAGCUGAAGAGAUGAUGCUAGAUAUGCUGGAAAUACUUGUGAAUAUGAAGAACUGGUAUAAUAAAACUUUGAUGAUCAUGCCGCGUGAAAUGAUCAUGUUACACCACUUUACGAAUGAAAAUGUGGUCAUUUUUUUCAUUAAAAAUACAGAACAAUCAAUAAAUACAAGAUCAGAAGAAAAAUUUGCGGUUGGAAUGAUCGUAAAUUGUAAUCAACCUACACUCAAAUGUUUUAAGGGAGUAAUAAUCGGAUGGUGCAGAUAUAUGGAUAGAAAUAAUAUUCACUUUGACACAAGCAAAAUAUUUAAUCCAAUUUUGCCAUUGAAGAUCUAUAGUAAUUUUAGUGCAAUCAAACAACAAACAAAUUAUCUAAUUCUGACUGAAAAAGACGAAAUGUGUUACGCGGGAGAAAAUUCACUGACUUUAACAACUGGACGGAUAGAAAAUAGUGAAAUAGGCCGAUAUUUUUCUAAAUAUGAAGAGACGCAUUACGUACCGAACCAAAACCUGGCAAAAAAAUAUCCGCAAGACGCUGCUGUAACUGCCAAAACAACAAUAUAA